Fomitiporia mediterranea MF3/22 is the source of this 969-nucleotide messenger RNA. Its product is annotated as glycosyl transferase. The record is from RefSeq and is a predicted model, not a curated record. Gene Ontology annotation, cellular component: membrane. Gene Ontology annotation, biological process: protein N-linked glycosylation; N-acetylglucosamine metabolic process. Lineage: Eukaryota; Fungi; Basidiomycota; Agaricomycetes; Hymenochaetales; Hymenochaetaceae. Gene Ontology annotation, molecular function: beta-1,4-mannosylglycoprotein 4-beta-N-acetylglucosaminyltransferase activity. The transcript has 3 exons. The annotation marks the transcript as partial.
AGGUAUGAAAUCCAAAGCACGAUAACGAUUGCCACGCGUCCGCUGCUCUCCUCUCCUCCAGCCGGUCCACACCACAUCAUCCCGCAUUACUAUGUGAACAACCUACAACUUGGAGACUCGAAUAUAUGCGAACUUCACGGAUGGACUGCACAUACUAUUCGAGAGUCCGUCGAGCGCGAAGUGUGGGACGCUAUCAUCCUUGAUGCGCCUACAGCAGUGGAAAUCGACUUGCUUGAGAUUAGGAUGAACGAGCUUGACAAGGUUGUAGACAAGUUCUUCAUCGUCGAAAGUAACCGCACGAUCAACGGAACACCAAAAGGUCUCUACUUCAACCAAAAGCGGUGGGAAAGUGCACUCCUCCCAUUCCAACACAAGAUCGUCUACCGCGCAGUCCACGCACCUCGAAUCGACUCCAUUCGCUCUCCAUCCCCCGAAACAUGGUCCGCGCGUCUCCGAUCCGAGAUGAACGCACUCCUUCGUACACGUUCAAGUAACACCCGUCGGCCGCCGAUCGUACUCUUCUCAGCUCCGGACGAGAUACCCGCGGCACAUACUCUUCAACUCCUUCGUGACUGUGCGUUCCCCAGUCCAUUGCACCUCCAAUUAAGGAGGUUUAUGUACUCGUUUGAGUGGCCUGUUGGAUGGGAUAGUUGGCGUGCGCAGGUACAUGUUUGGGAUACUGGGACGAAAUUGGAGGAGUUGGGGAGAGGCGAGGCGAGGCUUGCGAGGAGGUAUACGGAGUAUUCGCGAGAGAUGGUGAGUUCGGUCGCGCUCGCGGAUGCUGGGUGGCAUUGUAGCUAUUGCUACAAAAACCUGGACGAUAUUAUCGCGAAGAUGCAAGGUUAUGGGGCUGAAGCUGCUUCGGUGACGCCGGAGAACUUACAAGAGGCCAUCUGCGAAGGAAGGGAUAUGUUUAACCCCUUACCAGAGGUACGACCAUCUUUCUCACAGAGUUUUUUCUUCUACUAA